This is a messenger RNA of Cherax quadricarinatus, 1892 nucleotides long. NCBI's taxonomy places the organism in Eukaryota, Metazoa, Arthropoda, Malacostraca, Decapoda, Parastacidae. The record is from RefSeq and is a predicted model, not a curated record.
UAUAUUUUGCAACACACAUUAUAAAUAAAAGCAUAAAGUGACUGCUGGUUGCCACUGAAGGUAGCAGAGAGGCAUCAAGGGAGGCGACUCAGUGAAAGUUCACCUGCAAGACUUCACUCCUCUUAAUAACUGUUAAGGGAAGUGCCUUCAUGCCAGAUCGUAGUAAUGCAAAAGUAGUAAUUGGUGUGAAGAUGCGUAUCUUACAACUUCGUCGUGGUCGACUCUUCAAGAUUGUCCUGGGAGUAACAAGCAUAAUUGGGUUGCUACUCUUCUUGGGAGCUAACACACCUCACGGAGCGUCCAUUAGGUCAGCUGGUGCACUCAUGAGCAAAACCAAGCAGAAGGUUGUAUAUCUAGAUAACAGAAUGGGUAAUUUUGAACCUGCAGAAAGUCCACCUAGGAGUGGCCCUGGAGAAGGUGGAAAGCCAUAUCAUCUACCUCCUAAUAAACAGAAUGAAGGGACACAGUCAGUCAGUGAAUAUGGCAUCAACAUGGUAGUGUCUGAUGAGAUAGCCAUGGACCGAUCCAUCCCAGACACAAGACAUCCGGAAUGCAGUCACUGGGAAUAUCCAGAUGAUCUACCAACAACAACUGUGGUGAUUGUGUUCCAUAAUGAGGGUUUCUCAACAUUGAUGCGGACAGUUCAUAGUGUCAUUGACCGCUCGCCGCCACAGUUCUUGAAAGAAGUUCUACUAGUAGAUGACUUCAGUAAUAAAGCAUCUCUGAAAGAGCCUUUGGAGGAUUAUAUAACAAGAUGGAAUGGCAAGGUGCGGUUAAUACGCAAUAAGGAACGUGCUGGACUUAUUAGAACUCGUACUACAGGAGCUGAAGAAGCCAGAGGAGAAGUAGUUCUCUUCCUGGAUGCCCACUGUGAAGUAAACAAGAACUGGCUUUCUCCUCUCUUAGCUCCCAUUUAUAGAGACAAGCAUACUAUGACAGUACCAGUCAUUGAUGGCAUAGAUCAUAACACAUUUGAGUAUCGGCCUGUGUAUGGCGCUGGCAGUAAUUUUCGAGGAAUUUUUGAAUGGGGAAUGUUAUACAAGGAGACAGAACUACCGAUGGAAAUGGAACGCAACCGUAUACAUAAAAGUGAACCAUACAAAUCUCCAACUCAUGCUGGAGGCUUAUUUGCUAUCAACCGAGAAUACUUCUUGAGUCUUGGCGCCUAUGACCCGGGGCUUUUGGUUUGGGGAGGAGAAAAUUUUGAAUUAUCUUUUAAGAUAUGGCAGUGUGGAGGUAGCAUUGAGUGGGUGCCUUGCUCCCGAGUUGGACACGUUUAUCGAGGUUUUAUGCCAUAUAACUUUGGAAAGCUGGCAGAAAAGAAGAAAGGUCCACUUAUUACUAUCAACUAUAAGAGAGUCAUUGAGACUUGGUUUGAUGACAAAUAUAAAGAGUAUUUUUAUACACGUGAACCUCUGGCAAGAUACCUUGACAUGGGUGACAUCACUGAACAAGUGAAGCUCAAGAAAAGGUUGGAGUGCAAAAACUUUGAGUGGUUUAUGAAAAAUGUGGCUUAUGAUAUGCUUCGUAAAUAUCCAGAGCUUCCUCCUAAUAUCCACUGGGGAGAGCUGCGUAAUGCUGCCAGCUCCCAGUGUCUGGAUACUAUGGGCCAUGCUGCCCCAAGUCUCAUGGGAGUCUCACAUUGUCAUGGUUUUGGCAAUAAUCAAGUGUGGGUUGAACGUUGUAUUGAUGCUGAUGGCCAGGGCAUAAAGCUGAUUUUUUGUCGCUUGGGUACAGUUGAUGGUCCCUGGCAGUAUGAUGAGGCAAAAUCACGUGAUGCUCCCACCAGCGCUAUGGGAAAAUGUGCAGCGUUACACCCACCAGAACAACAACUGACGUUACUUCAUGUGCUGGCUGAUAAAGCCUACAGAAAUGGAAAUUCAAUCAGAUAA